AUCAGUUAUAUUUUUUGAUGAAAUAAACAAUCUUGUUGUCAUCCGUGGAAAGGAAAGUGAUGGUGUUUCAGUUGCAGAUAGGGUCAUGAGUCAACUUUUGGUUGAAUUGGAUGGUCUACAUGGAAGAGUUAAUGUUACUGUUAUUGCUGCUACAAAUCGUCCUGACAAGAUUGAUCCUGCCCUUCUUAGACCAGGGUGGUUUGAUCGACUCCUAUAUGUUGGACCCCCUAGUGAAACAGAUCGUGUUGACGUAUUUCAUGUUCAUUUGCGUAAAAUGCCUUGCGGUUUUGAUGUUGAUGUAAGCGAGCUGGCUCAUCUCACUGAAGGUUGUACUGGUGCUGACAUAUCUUCGAUCUGCAGGGAAGCAGCAAUUUCAGCAAUUGAAGAGAACCUAAAUUGUUCAGAAGUAAAGAUGGAGCACUAAAAGACUGCAAUUCUUCGUGUAUACCCAUCAGAGAUUCAACCUUAUCAAGAAUUGUCGGACAAGUUUCAGCGGCUUGUACAUUCCAAGUCUCCAUCAGAGGCAUGUGUACAUCAACUUAAUAGACCAAAGGAGUUAUCAUCCUGGUAACAGUCCUUUUCUACAUUGUCUAUUUGGUUUAAAUUGUCAGCCUACCAACCUGCUUAAAAUCCUUUUGAUUGCUUGUAGUGCUCCCUUGUACUGUUAUUAGCUUAUAAAAUGUAAAAUUUCUCUAAGAUAUCGUUUUUCCAUCUGACCAAACCUAUUUGGUUUUCUAGACUAUCUGCUGAAAUAUUCUGAGACUUGUGUUGCUGCCUAGAGAUUAAUAGCUGAACCACCAAAGCCACAUGCUACAAGCUUAGAACUAUUUGGGAAGGGGCGAUUAAUAGUUAGUAUUAUUUUGAGAAGUCCUCUAGUAGUUAGGAUCAAGCCUGGUUAGGAUUACUGUUAAUUUUCCCUUGAUUUUAAAAUAUGUUCAUCAUGCUUUGUAUAUAUAUUUGA
Molecule: messenger RNA, 961 nt
Organism: Spinacia oleracea (spinach)
Lineage: Eukaryota; Viridiplantae; Streptophyta; Magnoliopsida; Caryophyllales; Amaranthaceae
Product: calmodulin-interacting protein 111-like
Exons: 4
Coding region: 86-424 (112 amino acids)
Cellular component (GO): chloroplast; cytoplasm
Molecular function (GO): ATP hydrolysis activity; ATP binding
Source: RefSeq, a predicted model, not a curated record